UUACGGGCUUAUGCUAUGACCGCAUCUAAAGUCUUGUACCCAAAUUUACCAGAUCUGUGCAGGUACUCUCCAACCCCUCGUCGAGCUUCCAGAAGUUCUUUGCGUCAUCAACCAAUCACCGGUUUAUCGAGCUUCAAGCCCGCGCCAUCUUCAUUUUUGAACAAAGCCAGUUGGAAGUGUGUUACGAGUUGUUCGCAGGAAAACUCCACAGAAAAUAUGAGUUCUAAGGAGAAUAACGCCGAAGUCGCUGUAGAUAAAGUGACGGAAAACAACGAAAAAGCUGGAGGUGAUGCAAAAGCAGAAGUAAAAGGAACGAAGAGGCCAGCAGAGACGAAAAGUGAGGAUGCAAAAAAGCCCAAGAAGGAGGAGAAUGGAGAAGAAGAGGAGGAUGUUGAAGAUGAGGAAGAUGUUGAAGGAGAGGAAGAAGAUGAGGAAGAAGAGCUGCCAGAGGGGGAAGAGGAGCUAGAUGAAGGAGAGGAAGAAGAGGAUGAUGAAGGUGAAGGGGAUGGGGAAGGGGAGGAGGAUGAAGAUGAUGCAUAAUGAGGAGAGAGUGGCAGAGACUUAAAAAAAACCAAGCGAGUGAGUGUUUCCUGCCUUCCCGGUAAAGCUUGGAACUAAGGAGUGAAAGAUGCCUAGGUUUGUUCUAAUAAAUGACAAUGGAUAGACAUUCUCACCCUGAUAAAUAGGUUUUUAUUUUUAUUAUUUUUUAUUUUCCUCUUUUUCUCCGUUGUCACAGGAUUAAUAAAAUGGCGUGUGCUGUGGUGCUUGGAAAUACAAGGGUUGAUACUUCAGCAGGCCUGUCAGUGUUUAAAGAUAUCUUAUUUCCUGUGAAUUGGCAGCCCUCUGUUUCCUUGUAUAUGUGUGUGUGUGUAAUUGAGUGCAGUUUUUACUUCAUCAGCUCGAGCCCUCUGUGAGGUCAUGGUGUGGCAUAGCAUCGAAGGAAUGAAAGAAAAAUUGCAACUUCCCAGUUCUUACCUUCUCACUCCCUAUUUCCAGGUUUUAGCACGGGAAAUAAAUUGCAACGUAAGUGGGGGGAAUUUUUUUAAUAUAUUCAACAUGAAAUGGUUUCUAUUUAAAAUAAUUUAAAAUGGACAUGGGCAGUUUUCCUUUUCUCUGAUUUGUUUUAAUUUCUGUUUCUAUAAGACCAUCUCCCCCCUAUGUAUGAGUUUGUAAGCAGGGAGAAUUUGACAUAUGUUUGGCAAAGACAACACAGCAUGAAUGUUCUUGGAAUAAAAAUGAUGGCAAGAAAAAACAAUAUAGUACCAACCAAAUGCUAUGACGAUUGUUGUGUGUGUGAUUUAAGUUGUGAAAGGAACAAUAUUUUGUAAUAACAUGAGGAUUAUGUUCACCUUCAAGGUUUUUUUAUGUGUUUACUCUCAUCUUGGUUGUAAAAUGUUUUUCGUCAGGCUGUAACAUAGAAUAGCUAACAUUUUCUUUUUAUUGUGACAAAGAACCCCAAUUUUACUGUACAAAGAUUUUGAAAAAAUAGAACACAACCUCAACAUUGAAUGGAUCUGACCACUUAGUCAAGAAUGUGCACCUUCACAUUUACCAGCAAUGUGAUCCUGAUUAUUCUGCAGCAGUUCAGUAAAAUGGGCAAUAAAGUUCAGUGAGUUGUAACCAUACAAUGAAUGUAUUUACUGCUGUCAACAUUUCUUCUUUGGAAGAGGAAACUAUAAAGAAAAGAGAACCUGCAUUUUAAUAGUAAAAGAAAUCUGACAUGUAGAUUUGUGUUCUGUGUGUGCAUAAAAUAAUUGUAUGACCAGUUUCUUAAAAGUAA
Molecule: messenger RNA, 1780 nt
Organism: Zootermopsis nevadensis
Lineage: Eukaryota; Metazoa; Arthropoda; Insecta; Blattodea; Termopsidae
Source: RefSeq, a predicted model, not a curated record